This is a messenger RNA of Thunnus maccoyii (southern bluefin tuna), 1269 nucleotides long. Its product is annotated as interferon-induced protein with tetratricopeptide repeats 1B-like. Gene Ontology annotation, biological process: defense response to virus. The transcript is spliced from 2 exons. Gene Ontology annotation, cellular component: cytosol. The record is from RefSeq and is a predicted model, not a curated record. Gene Ontology annotation, molecular function: protein binding. Lineage: Eukaryota; Metazoa; Chordata; Actinopteri; Scombriformes; Scombridae. Bases 1 to 1269 code for a protein of 422 amino acids.
AUGAGUGCUGCUCAGAGUCAGUCAACAUUGCAGGCCAAACUGAAGGCCCUGCAGUGUCACUUCACCUGGGACAUCGACCCCAGCAGGUCCAGACUUUUCCGUUUUAGUGACAAGCUGGAGGACAUCGGCACCGAGGAGGGAAACAGCUGGCUGGGUCACAUUUACAACCUGCAGGGGUACAUUCACUACCAGCUGGGCUUCACUGAAGACGCCCAGCGUUUCUUCAUCAGGGCCACAGAGGCCUUCCGCUGGUCAAGAAACACCGUCUCAGAUGAAGGUCCCUGGUUGGCGGUGAACUACGGGAACCUGGCUUGGCUGCACCACUACCUGGGAGAACAAGCAGAGAGUCAGACUUACCUGUCAAAGGUCGAAACCCUGCUGAAAGAAUACCCAUCUCCAUCCCAGGACGAGCUCCAUCCAGAGAUCUACGCUGAAAAAGCCUGGACCCUGAUGAAGUUCGGCAAAGUCAAAAGGUUGCUGGUUGCAGAUUGCUUCCAGAGAGCCAUCAGGAUGCAGCCCGACAUGGUGGAGUGGAACACCAGCCAUGUCAUAGCAUUAGUGAAUGUUCAAAAGUAUGGCAACACACCAGUGGGGGAAGACAUCCUGGAGGAAAUGAGAAUGGCCAAGGAACAGGAUCCAGAGAACUUGUACCUUGCUGCUCAGUACCUCGAGCAACGUGCUAAGAACAGAGAAAGAAUUGAAGAUGAAGCACGUGAGUUAGCCAGAAAGGUUUUGGAAAAUCCUGUCAGCAGCUACAGUGGUAUCAAAAAGUUAUUAUGGGUUUACAAUAAAUAUGUAUCUGUUGAUGAAGCUAUUGCUCUGGCAGAGGAGGCUCUGGAAAAACAUCCAGAUGAACGUUUCCUGAAGUGGUGUGCUGCACUCUGCUACAAAUGGAGGAUCGUUUUUCACAGCGACAGUCACCUAAAGCAAAGCACGAUAGACAGAGCAAUCAGUCUCCAUAGAGAAGUGAUUUCUCUUUACCCUCAUCCAUCAUCAUCACUUCUGAAGAAAAUAACCCUCGCAAAUAUAUACACAAAGUCAAAUCACAGCCAGAUUGAAGCUGAGCAGAUUUACCAGGAACUGCUAGAAAUGGAUCUGGAACCUUUGGAGAAACAGAUGCUUUACCACUACUACGCAAUUUAUUUACACCACAUUUCGAUAGAAUAUCACAAGAAAGUGGCAGCGAUACCAAAACAAUCCCACUUUCAAGGAAAGAGCAUCAGAAUUCUGGAGAAGAUUAAAGAACGAAACAAGAACCAAAUGUGUUGA